AUGUUUGUCUUAAAAGUGAGAAUGAGAAAAUUAGGAAGAAGAAAUGAAAAAAAUUGUUUCAGCACAGUAAGUAAUAAAAGUAGUAAUUUUAUUAAUAAAAAUGAAAGAGAACGUAAUGUAAGUAGGGAAAAAUUCUCUUUUCCAAAGGAAAAGUUUGAUAAUUUUAAACAAAUUAAUGUAAAAAAUUUAAAUAAUAGGGAAUUUUUAUAUUAUAUAGGAUAUGGCAGCAAGAAUAAAUUGUUAAAUUUAGACGUUUUAAAUAGUAUAAUGCAAGAAUUGCAAAUUAAAGUAAUAAAUAGUAUAAAUUGCAUCACGACGGACUUUAAUCAAAAUGAAAAAAAUAUAUUAAAUUCGAAAUGUUAUCAAACAGAAGGUAACACAAAAAAUCCUUUUUUUGAUAUACAUGAUUUAGUGAAAGUCUAUUUAAACAUCUGUUACAUUAAUUCUUAUUUUUUUUUAAAGAAAAAAUAUGAAGAAAGAUUGGACAAAAUAAAGGAGAAUGUUUUAAAUAAAGAAAGAAAUAAUAUGUAUUGUAGUGAAGGACGUGUAUUUGCUGAGAGUAAUCUAUUCUCAAAGAAGACAAUAAAUAAUGUAAAGAGAAAGGGGGUAAUAGGGAUUGAAAAGGAAAUAAAAGGAAAAAAAGAAGAAAAAGGAGAAACAAAAAAAUCAGGAGAAAGCGAACUAACUUACAAUAGUAAUAGUUACACUAGCACGAGUGAUCUAUUUGAGAAAGAUCACUUCAUCUACACAAACAUAUCUGACAAGGACUAUGAACAUAACGAGUUUGUGUGCAAUGAAUAUGUAAAAAAUAUAUUUAAUAUACUUUCCAUAUUUUUUCUUCAAAAUAUAAAUAUUCUGAACAACCAUUACUUAUGCAGACUUUUUUAUGGAUAUAACAAAAGUAAAUUUUAUAAUGGAAGAUAUUUUAAUAAUUUAUGUUUUGAAAUAAUUAAAAGAGUAAAAAAAAUUAGGACAUAUCACUUAUAUUUGAUACUAAUGAACUCUUAUUAUUUAAAUUAUAUAGAUUCUAUAUUUGUUAAAAUAGUACUGAUUAAUACAAUUAGUAAACUUUCUCAAUUACCGUGUGAAGCCAUAUGCCAAGUUAUUCCAGUUGUCCCCUUAUUUAUAAGUUCAGAAAAAUUAUUUUUUAAAAUUAAUGUUAUAUAUUCCAAAAAAAUCGCAAGCUUUAAUCAAAUAAGUCAUCUAAUUAAUUUAUUUAAAAAGAUGGUGCAGUACAACCUUAUAUCUCAGAAAAAUAUAUUCUUAACUUUUAAAUAUUUAAAUAAAUUUAUGAAAGUGAAAAAAAGUUUAUUCAAAACAAGCAAUUUUAAAAAUAAAAAUGUGAAGGAAGAGAGUACGAAAAAGACCAAUGUGCAUGAAUUCAGUGCUUCAAAUGAUGAUAGUGUAAUAAACAAUUUAAUAGAAAACUUUGAUACAUUUACAUAUGAAGACAAUAAAAAAAAAAAAAAUAUCAUGGAAAUUAGUCUAGAUAAAAAUUCAUUAAAGGAUAAUAAUCUUCUAACUUUUAGAAAUGUCAAUGCAAAAUUUAAGAAUGGUAAUGUAUAUACAAAAGAAGUAAAUGGUGAGUUGAAAAACGAAAACUUUUGCAUAACGGAAGAAGAAGAGGAAGGAGCAGUAGAAGUAGUAGAAGGAGUAGUAGGAGAAGUAGUAGAAGACACGUUAGAAAAUGCAGAGGAAGAAUAUCGCAACAAGAGCGAACUUAUUAGAUAUAAUGAAAACUAUGUUGAUGAUACGACAGAGAGUACUUACAAAAAGGAGAAAUUAUUUUUUAAUUUAAAAAUAAUUGAAAUGCACCUAAAGCACGAUUUCAAAAGCAUAUAUUGUCUUUUUCCUAAUGAUUACAAGAAUUUUCUUCAAAAAGUUAAAAACAUUUCAUGUACUUUUAAUAAGAAUAUGCAAGGAGAAAAAUUAAUUUAUAUUUUAAAAAAAUACAUGAAAAUGUUAAACUACAAAUUUAUAACUUUUACUCAUGGGCCAUAUAUUUUACAUAUCUGUGACCCUUUUCAUAAAAUAUAUCUAGAUUGGAAAAAUGGCUGGAAAUUAUACCCAUCGUAUGAACAAGUUUCUCAAAAAAAUUUUGAAAUGAAUAAAAUUAAUCAUCUAAAGAAAGAAGGAUUUAAUGAAAUUUUAAUUUGCCAUGAUUCUUUUACAAAGUGUCAAAAUGAACAGGAAAAAUUGAAAUAUUUGAACUGUAUUUUGCGGCAUACAAAGUUUUCAAAGUGUACUACCAUCAUGAAUGAAAAAGGUAAAUUCCAUGGUCCGCUGGAAUUAAUGGAUAUAUAUGUAUAG
Messenger RNA from Plasmodium malariae, 2310 nucleotides. RefSeq names its product conserved Plasmodium protein, unknown function. The record is from RefSeq and is a predicted model, not a curated record. The coding region runs from base 1 to 2310 and encodes 769 amino acids. The transcript has a single exon. NCBI's taxonomy places the organism in Eukaryota, Apicomplexa, Aconoidasida, Haemosporida, Plasmodiidae.